Molecule: messenger RNA, 570 nt
Organism: Sabethes cyaneus
Lineage: Eukaryota; Metazoa; Arthropoda; Insecta; Diptera; Culicidae
Exons: 4
Coding region: 1-570 (189 amino acids)
Source: RefSeq, a predicted model, not a curated record
AUGGUACAAAGCAAAGAACACUUUCGGAAACGGACUCUGGACUUUAGCGAUAAAUAUCGCAAUUUGGAAAAAUUUACAACCGAUGUAGAACAUUUCCUGGAACAGUACAAUAUGGUGGUCGAACACAGAGGCGUGUAUCGACGGAAUUAUCAACGUCACCUGCGGGAAAUCGAAAGUAAUUUGAUGCUAUUACUCUCCAAGUUCAAUCAAACAGACCAUGAAAAGUCUCAUAAUCAAUUGUUCAAGGAAUUAUUCUGCUGCGGGACUCUUUUCGAAAACACCAACGAGCUCAGAGAACACUACUUUCGAUACCAUUACACGCCGCGUCUGGUGCAUCCAAAUAUUGUGGAGUUGGAAUCUGGUCAUGGUAAACUGGAACAUUUCCGCAAUCGUUUGCAGGAGUAUCUCGAUUACGGCACAGAACACUCUGCAGUGUUACUGGUUAACAUUAAGAAAUUAUUGAAGAAUAUACACCUUACCUGGCAUAUUGAUGAACUUUCCAAAAACAGUAAGACGGAAAAACCUGAUUAUCUAAUCUAUGGCUGGCGAGAGUAUCGACCAAAGCAAUAG